AUGCUAGCUGCACAGCCUGCACUAGCAGGAAUUUCUUUUGCUCUGGCCAUACUGAUAAUGGGAAAACCAAGAAAGCUCCAGGACAGGAUUUUCGCAUGUUUAAGGGAUGUUUUUGAGAGAGACCCUGGUGGCUAUUUUCGCAACUUGCACAAGAAGUAG
Messenger RNA from Dovyalis caffra, 159 nucleotides. The record is from the annotation of a GenBank genome assembly. Lineage: Eukaryota; Viridiplantae; Streptophyta; Magnoliopsida; Malpighiales; Salicaceae.